AAAAAAAUAAUAAUGAUAAUCGGGAAAUGGACACACAGGAAAUUUUUUAUUGAAAUAAUGAUACUUAACAAGUGUGCUUCAAUAAGUGUAAACUUUGUUCAGGCUGUUGGAAGCAGUUGACGCAUUUGCUUCUAUUAUGUUAGACCCGGUUAGAAUGGAGCAAUGGCCUUUUGUCAGAUUUCUUCUGUAAUAUAAUGCAUACUGGAAUUUAGAGCUCUUAAUAAUGAUUUCCUUAAACUGCAGGUUAUUGGUGGUUUUUCUUGCCUUUGACGUGUUCUUCAUGAUCUUUUGCGUCAUAAUGGCAUGUAUUAUUUUCUUUGCAUUGUUUUUUUGCUUUCCGAUCUUAGCUACAGUUGCCUAUGCUAUGACUAUUGGAGAAGGGGCCUCAGAAAGCGAUAUUAUGGCACUUCCAAAGUACAUAUAUUGCCAGCCCAAUUCUUUGACAGAACUUGAUAAGGGUAUAAUGGACAAAGUUGAAUUAAUUCCAAAGUCUGAUAACAGUAACUCUCCUACUGAGCUUGCUCUUCAUCUAGAAGAUUCUGAGUGCUGCAUAUGCCUCUAUAGGUACGUUGAUGGGGUAGAGUUGUGCAGACUUCCUUGCAACCACCAUUUCCAUCAUAGUUGCAUCAGCAAAUGGCUGCACAUAAACGCAACAUGCCCUCUCUGCAAAUUCAACAUUCUCAGUGCCGAGACGUUGGUUUGAUCAUUCUCAGCCAAGAUUAAUCCAGGAUGUAACCUGGAUAACAACAGGAAUAUAGGUGCCCAUCUUGCUUAUCUUCAAGGUACAGUAGAAAUGCAGAUUUUAUGCAGAGCUUCAUCUGGGGUUCUUGAUGUAUUGUUUUUUGCUGUAUCAGAUGUUGUACUAUACAUGGGGUUUUUACCUACAUUCUGAAGCUUAAUUCUGAUAUCUAUAUAGUCAGGUUUUACCCCCAAAGAAGUGGCAAAAAGGAUACAUGUAGCAGAGUUGAAAUUAAUUGGAAAUAAGACUUAGUUUGUUGUAUAGUCAUGUUUCAGUCAUCAACUAAAUCGGCGAACCUCAAUACACACAUGUAUGUAAGUUAAGAGUUUCCAACAGUCCACCAAAUACUUUGUUUAUGUUUGCUAAGAAUCUAAGUAGAACUUGUUAGAAGAGGAAGAGGGAGGUCGAAACUAACUUUGUGUGAUAUGUUUGCUAGUGAUCUGGUUGUUUUGAAAUGUCAUACAGUCGACUUUAAAUUUAUUAGGAACAAGAUUCGGUUUGUUGUUAUUGUGUAAGUGGACAAUCUUACAAUCAAAUUACUUGAAUAGUUUUGUA
Messenger RNA from Olea europaea var. sylvestris, 1294 nucleotides. RefSeq names its product E3 ubiquitin-protein ligase At4g11680-like. The record is from RefSeq and is a predicted model, not a curated record. Lineage: Eukaryota; Viridiplantae; Streptophyta; Magnoliopsida; Lamiales; Oleaceae. The coding region runs from base 224 to 703 and encodes 159 amino acids. The transcript is spliced from 2 exons.